Messenger RNA from Myxocyprinus asiaticus (Chinese sucker), 2127 nucleotides. It is a transcript of the gene bmpr1ab, whose product is annotated as bone morphogenetic protein receptor, type IAb. Lineage: Eukaryota; Metazoa; Chordata; Actinopteri; Cypriniformes; Catostomidae. Bases 506 to 2104 code for a protein of 532 amino acids. Gene Ontology annotation, cellular component: signaling receptor complex; plasma membrane. Gene Ontology annotation, molecular function: transforming growth factor beta receptor activity, type I; SMAD binding; ATP binding. Gene Ontology annotation, biological process: cellular response to growth factor stimulus; BMP signaling pathway; dorsal/ventral pattern formation. The transcript is spliced from 13 exons. The record is from RefSeq and is a predicted model, not a curated record.
UCACACAGAGACACAACUACAGAGAAAAGAACGAAAGAGACUACAAAACCGGAGAAAAACCUCAACGAAAGCAGGAGAAAAUUAUUUAAAACCUCGCCAGACCAGGUGUCUGUACUCUACGCGUUAAAGCGGACCUUCGUCACGAGUCAAUCAAGUCCGAAUUUCAAGGAUCUUUAGUUGUUAUACUGGACGCUUCAUCUAUAGGUACUCCAAAGGUUUUUUUAGUGAGUUUGUGGCUUUUGCCUGGUGAUACCGUCUCUCAAUGCUGAUACUUAUGAGGUUGAUUAGCCUAUACUGUGGUACCCCAGAUCAUCAUGUACUUUCACACUUGCUACCCUGUGAGGGUCUUAAACAAGAGGAGGCUGUAAAGAAGCCUUGAAAUCUUCAUCACGCAAUCUUUCUCUUCCUCAGUCCACUUGCCAUCACAGCUUAUUGGCUACUUCAGUUGUCUCAGAAGCAGCAGAGUGCAACCAAUCCAGCCACAAGUUUCUGCAUCUCAGCCAACAUGAAGAAAAGCAUCUCUGUCUUCCUCACAGUUUUGGGAGCCGGAGUCCUCCUCUGGUUGCAAACUGAGGGUGGGCAGAACCCAGACUACAUGCUCCACGGCACUGGGGUCAAGCCUGGAUUGGAUCACAAAAAAGCCCAGUCAGGGGACGGAUCCACCGUGGCUCCAGAGGAUGCAGCUCGCUUCCUUAGCUGCUACUGUUCAGGCCACUGUCCUGAAGAUGCCACAAACAACACCUGCGAGACGAAUGGCCAGUGCUUUGCUAUCAUUGAGGAGGACGAGCACGGCGAAGCUAUCCUCACCUCAGGCUGCAUGAAAUACGAAGGCUCUCACUUUCAGUGCAAGGACUCUCCUAAUGCACAGACCAGGCGUACCAUUGAGUGCUGUUCCUCAGAUUUCUGUAACAGAGACCUUCAGCCCACACUUCCACCUCCUCCAGACAAGCCUCCAAUAUGGAACGCCCACUUGCUGGCCUUCCUCAUCUCAGUGACUGUUUGCUGUUUCACUUUAGUCGCCAUAACAGUAGUGUGUUACUACAGGUAUAAGCUGCAGAUGGGACGGAGACGGUACCAGAGAGACCUGGAGCAGGAUGAUGCCUUCAUCCCAGCUGGAGAGUCUCUUAAAGACCUUAUUAGUCAGUCCAGCACAGGCUCAGGUUCAGGGCUCCCCCUGCUGGUUCAGCGCACCAUCGCUAAACAGAUUCAGAUGGUGCGUCAGAUUGGAAAGGGGCGGUAUGGAGAAGUGUGGCUUGGUCGCUGGAGAGGAGAAAAGGUAGCAGUGAAAGUUUUCUUUACACGCGAAGAGGCAAGUUGGUUCCGAGAGACAGAGAUUUACCAGACUGUUCUCAUGAGACAUGAGAAUAUAUUGGGCUUUAUCGCUGCAGAUAUUAAAGGCACUGGAGCGUUCACUCAGCUUUUCCUUAUCACAGACUACCAUGAGAACAGCUCUCUCUAUGACUAUCUGAAAUACACUACGCUUGAUACACAGGCCCUGUUGCGGCUGGCCUACUCUGCAGCCUGUGGCCUGUGCCACUUGCACACAGAGAUCUACGGCACGCAGGGCAAGCCUGCCAUCGCUCACAGAGACCUGAAGAGCAAGAACAUUCUCAUAAAGAAGAAUGGCACCUGCUGCAUCGCUGAUCUGGGCCUGGCUGUGAAAUACAACAGUGAUACCAAUGAGGUGGACGUCCCUCUUAGCACAAGGAUGGGUACACGGCGUUACAUGGCACCGGAGGUCCUGGAAGAGACACUGAAUAAGAACCAAUUCCAAGCAUACAUAAUGGCUGAUAUUUACAGCUAUGGUCUCAUUGUUUGGGAGAUGGCCCGUCGAUGUGUGACAGGAGGCAUUGUUGAGGAGUAUCAGUUACCAUACUGGGACAUGGUACCUUCAGAACCAUCCUAUGAGGACAUGAGGGAAGUGGUUUGUGUGAAGGGCAUGCGGCCAGUGGUGUCUAAUCGCUGGAACAGUGAUGAGUGCUUACGGGCCAUGCUAAAACUCAUGUCUGAGUGUUGGGCCCACAACCCAGCCUCUCGCCUCACAGCUCUUCGAGUCAAGAAAACGCUCGCCAAAAUGGUUGAAUCACAGGACAUCAAAAUAUGAUCAGUUCUCCAUCCAAUACCAAC